GAAAAUCAAAGAGUGAGCUCACAAAAAGACUGCAUCGUACUCAGUAGAAAACAAAAACAAAACACCUUAACGGACCCAUCAUGUUGACGCACCCACCUUCUCGUCCUUACCCUCCGUCCUAUGGACCUCCUCCGCCACCUACGUCCGGUCCAUCUGCUGGUCCGCCACCUCCGUCCGGCCCUCCUCCGAGUCCGCAUUACGGACAUGGUUUCCACGGCCACGGCCCUCCUGGAGGUUUCUUCCAUCCUCGAACCGUCGUCAAGACUUCUGUAGUCAUGGUCAUCAUCGCAAGCCUUGCUCAAAUUGUGGGACUCCAUGCCUUGUUGCUCAAGCUUGCUCAGCUUGCCAUCCUUGGUCUUGCUGCUCUCUUUGCGUUUCAUCAUUUCGAUGGAGGACGCCGCCAUGGUCCUUGGCACGGACCCGGUCAUCACUGGCGUCGCCAUCCCAAUCACCGCUUUCAUCCUCAUCCUCAUCGUCGCUCCCACCAUGGCCAGUUUCCCGGACGUUUUGGCCCUCCUGGUGGAUUCCCAGACGAUGCCAACGCCGGUGUCCCUGCUUCCCCACCAUUUGGUAUCUGGUGGAAACCUUUCCCUUUUAGCGCUCCAUAUGCUUCGUUUUGGGAUGCUCCUCAUGUACCUCCUUUCGCUAACGCAAUGCCUCCGCACCGUCAGCAGGAAGACUAUGUGAAAAGCCGCCCUUUUGGACCUGGUCGCUUCCCACCUCGCGGUGGUCAUGGUCCACCCCAGCCUCCUUAUGGUGCUGAAAUGCCGCCCUUUGGACCUCACCAUCGUGGCCAUGGUCCACCCUCACCUCCUUAUGGCGAUGAAAUGCCACCCUUUGGACCUCACCAUUGCGGUCAUGGUCCACCCCCGCCUCCUUAUGGCGAUGAAAUGCCACCCUUUGGACCUCACCAUUGCGGCCAUGGUCCACCCCCGCAUCCUUAUGGUGGUGAAAUGCCACCCUUUGGACCUCAUCGUCGCGGUCAUGGUCCACCACAUCCUCCUAGCGGUGCCGAAAUGCCCUCUUUUGGCCCCGGUCAUGGAUGUCCUCAUUUCGGCAAUGGUCCACCCCCUCCAUCCUCAAAGGGUUAUGGCCCAAUGCCGCCAUUUGGCCCCGGUCACGGACACCCUCAUGGUCCGCCAAAUCCAUCCUUCGAGGAUGAUGGUCAUAUGCCACCCUUUGCCUCCGCCCGUUUCGGCCGUGGUCCGCCCACUCCAUCCUUCGAUGGCGAUGGUCCGAUGCCACCCUUUGGUCCCGGUCACGGACACCCUCGUUUUGACCAUGGUCCGCCUCCCUUUGAUGGUGUUCCACCUCCUGGAGGAAUGCAUGGAUUUUUUGGCUGGUGGUAAGCGUUUAUCUUAGGAAGAGUUUUCAACCACAAGGAGGUCCCUCAUUGGUGACAGCACGCAAGUCAAAAUGAACAGAUUGGAAAAUCAGGGACAAUUAAUUGGUGGCAACACGCGAGUCAAAAGUGAACAGAUUGGAAAAUCAGUGGACAAGCACAGCACAUAUUGAUUCAAGCAAGCAAGAUAGUUAUUAAGAAGUGAUUAAAUUUACUGUUAUAGUUCCU
This is a messenger RNA of Seminavis robusta, 1570 nucleotides long. The record is from the annotation of a GenBank genome assembly. Lineage: Eukaryota; Bacillariophyta; Bacillariophyceae; Naviculales; Naviculaceae.